Aphidius gifuensis is the source of this 979-nucleotide messenger RNA. RefSeq names its product UPF0602 protein C4orf47 homolog. The record is from RefSeq and is a predicted model, not a curated record. The transcript has 4 exons. The coding region runs from base 82 to 978 and encodes 298 amino acids. Lineage: Eukaryota; Metazoa; Arthropoda; Insecta; Hymenoptera; Braconidae.
GUUAAUAAAUAGGUUAAUUUAUAAUAAUAUUUAUUUAAUAAUAUUGUUUUUUUUUUAAUAAAAAAAAAUUUACGGUUUAAUAUGAUCAACAAAACUGAGGUCAACGAAGUGGGCAGACAUUUUGGCAAACGAGAUCUUGAUAGAGUUGGUUAUUUUGAUGAUACGGUUGGUGGUUUUGGUGAAUAUAAAAGUGUAACAAAUUUUUAUAGAAACAAGGGAAAACAGUUUAUCGCUGGUCAGCCAAAUGAUUAUUUUGAUAAAAAAUAUAAGCGUUUGUUUGAAGGAGAGUAUUUACACCAUCAGCAAAAUGAUAAAACAAAGAAAAAAUCAGAUGGCCGGUGGAUUGUACCAACAUCACCGACAAAAUUACACUCAACUCCUGAUGAUUGGUUUGGAUGUUUUGGCAAGCCAGUAUCAUAUUUCAGUCCAGCAAUAAAAGAUGAUAAAAAUGAUAGGGAUAAAAAAAAGCUGCCUAAUUUUAAAACAAAGCCUAGUCCACUUGGUGGUCCAGGGUAUGUUGAUAUUACUUUAAAUCCAUAUCCAAAAUAUAUUCCUGAGCCUUAUGUUGAUCAAUCUAAAAUUCAAAAAAAAGAAAAAAAAGGUAAAUUUUUAACGUCAAUCAGAGGACCAGAUUACUUUUCUUUGAAUCCAUAUGUGCAAGUGCAAACAGGACCAACUUAUGUUGAUCAGUCCAAUAAAAAAUUCACGACGAUUGGUGCAAAAAGACUUUACGUGCCUUUUCCAAAAAAACCAGGAGGUAUGCAUGAUGGUUGCUUUAACAAGUUUCCAGAAUACUUUAACGGUACCGAUCAAAAAAAAAAACAGGAUAAACAUGAUUUUGUUGGAAAGUUCAUUGUUGGAGGACUUAACUCCAAGUCAAAGUAUACUUUUAGUAUUAUCGACCGUGUUACAAAAGUAUCUUGUAACGCAAAUAAUUUUCUUGGGUAUCAGCCACGUGUUUACCCAGUUUUAAAGUAAA